AGCCAGGGACCCUAGGGGCGGUAACUGUGGCGCGUCCCCUUAGUUCUGGGUUUCACGGGGAGUUUCGCAGCUCGCGCGCGGCCGAGAGGCAGUUGACUCCGCGCUCGGGCUGUAGGCGCGUCUCGCAGCGAAGCAGAGGGAGGGCGCGGCGAGCUGGCUCCCACCAUGGCCGCGAACUAUUCCAGUUCAAGUAACAGGAGAGAACAUGUCAAAACUACAACCGAGCCCCAGCCAGGCUUCCUGGAGCGGCUGAGCGAGACCUCAGGCGGGAUGUUUGUGGGGCUCAUGACCUUCCUGCUCUCCUUCUACUUGAUUUUCACCAAUGAGGGCCGCGCCUUGAAGACAGCAACCUCCCUGGCCGAGGGCCUCUCGCUCGUGGUGUCCCCUGACAGCAUCCACAGUGUGGCUCCAGAGAACGAGGGGAGGCUGGUGCACAUCAUUGGGGCCCUGCGGACGUCCAAGCUCUUGUCUGAUCCAAACUACGGGGUCCACCUUCCGGCUGUGAAAUUGCGGCGGCACGUGGAGAUGUACCAGUGGGUGGAGACGGAGGAGUCCAGAGAAUACACCGAGGAUGGGCAGGUGAAGACAGAGAGGAGGUACUCCUACAACACCGAAUGGAGGUCAGAGAUUGUCAACAGCAGAAACUUCGACAGAGAGAUUGGCCACAAAAACCCCAGUGCGAUGGCAGUGGAGUCCUUCACAGCAACGGCCCCCUUCGUCCAAAUUGGCAGGUUUUUCCUCUCGGCAGGCCUCAUUGACAAAAUCGACAACUUCAAGCCAUUGAGCCUGUCCAAGCUGGAGGACCCCCACGUGGACAUCAUUCGCCGGGGAGACUAUUUCUACCACAGUGAAAACCCCAAGUAUCCGGAGGUCGGAGACCUGCGCGUCUCCUUUUCCUACGCGGGGCUGAGCGGCGACGACCCCGACCUGGGCCCAGCUCACGUGGUCACCGUGAUUGCCCGGCAGCGGGGUGACCAGCUAGUCCCAUACUCCACCAGGUCCGGGGACACCUUGCUUCUCCUGCACCAUGGGGACUUCUCAGCAGAGGAGGUGUUUCGUAGAGAGCAGAAGAGCAACUCCAUGAAGACAUGGGGCCUGCGGGCCGCCGGCUGGAUGGCCAUGUUUACGGGCCUCACCCUGAUGACGCGGAUCCUCUAUACCCUGGUGGACUGGUUCCCCGUCUUCCGAGACCUGGUCAACAUUGGCCUGAAGGCCUUCGCCUUCUGCAUGGCCACCUCGCUGACCUUGCUGACCGUGGCUGCGGGCUGGCUCUUCUACAGGCCCCUGUGGGCCCUCUUCAUCGGCUGCCUGGCCCUGGUGCCCAUCAUCAUUGCUCGGACACGGGUGCCAGCCAAAAAGCUGGAGUGAAGCAGGCCCUGGCACCCACCAGACACCCGCGUGAGCCCCCGGAUCCAGGCCGCCCCCCGGCCCCACCCCACUCCACGCCCGAGCAUGAGUCUGCAUCCGUUUUGGAUUCUGCACCCACCCCGCUCUUCAAGGGGCUGGACUUGACCGCGUACGUAGGUGUCAGGUUUGGUGUCCCUCAGUUAGCAUCGUCCCCAGCCCUUCUCUUGCCAGCAGGCAGCUCCUGGUCUUGUAGCAUGACAGGCAUUCUCGCCUCCUUUUCUUGGGACCGAGUGUCGCCGCUCCGCACAUCUCACUUCACUGAUGUCUGCAGACAACGAGGCGGUGAUGCUCGGAGACCUGCGCCUAUCACUGCUGCCUCUCAUUCCUGGAGGUGAGUGCCUGGGCUCUGCCACAGCCACACCGCACCCUAAAGGGCCACCGUCACAGUCGCCUUGGAGCAGGACCGCAGCAACAGGACAGAGCACUCUCCUACCCUAUGAGGGAGUUGAGAUUUAAAAAACAAAACAAAAAAACCACCGGAAUGAUUCACAUUUCAGACUGUUACAGAAAAACACGCUUUAAUCCGUCAGUGGAAGUUGAUUCAGAGCACAGAAAGGUGUUAAGUGGGGGUGUGGCUUACCUGGUGAGAAAAACUAUUACUUCUGUCAGUAUUCUGGGUUGCUGGGACACUUUAAGAUGCUUUGGACCAAGUGUUUCCACCCUUGGAGAGGGGACUCGCCAGGGCAGAGAAAGGCUUUUCCUUUCAUCUUCUGGCAUCAGAAACUACCGAUUUACUUGAAUGAUUCAGUUUUUAGUCAACCAUCAAAGGAAGACGUUGGAAGCUCUAUUCUGUUAGGUGGGCUCCUCACGGUGACCUCCCAUCGGCCAGAAUCAGGGAUCAGAGACCUGGAGCCUGCUGGAGUCCAGCACUCUCGUUUGACCUUGUUCCUUUCAUCACAUCAAUGCUUCUACAUGAGUGUCCAGGCCUCCCGUGGCGGCUUCUGAGUGGUUGGUUUAUCUGUUAAGUGUCCACAGCUUUACUCCUAAUUAAAACCUACCCACGCUUAAUUCACUUAGUUUCUAAGUUUCAUACCCUUUGAAAGAUAAACUAUGUUAUAACCAUGAUGCCUUAAAAGACUCUUUGUAUGUCCUUUAUCUUUUUGCUAUUUAGAAAUUGUUCUGCUUUGCUGGAGUGCUUGUUUUAGCAAGUAAGUAUUUGGUAGUCAAGUGAGGGGUCAGAACUUCUGAAACUAGUGAGCUAAUCUUCUUGUCCUGGGUCAUCUGUGCUAUAAACGGAGAUUCUUCGUGUUAAAAACAGCCAGUCCCAGCGAUGAUUUAUCUGGGUUGAAGGACUGAAAUAGUAUUCACUACUGCUUGUUAAACAAGCAGUUUCAUCAAUCUCUCAACUUUUAAAGGAUGCUUUUGGAGACAACACUGUAACUAGAUGAUGGUGAAAUGCAAAAUCCUUGGGAUCUGGUUUGUGCAAUUUUUUCUAGCAGAUUUUAAAUUACUGCCAAUUUCAAAAGUGUUGUUAAUGAGCAAAAUAAUGUUAGAUAUUUGAAGCCUUUGGAAAAUCAUGAAAUUUGUAUUAUCUUUGUAUUUCUGAUAAAAAUUGAAAAUAAAUUUUUAAAUAUCUUUUGUUAUA
Equus quagga is the source of this 2992-nucleotide messenger RNA. RefSeq names its product transmembrane protein 43 (gene TMEM43). Gene Ontology annotation, biological process: nuclear membrane organization. The transcript has 12 exons. The record is from RefSeq and is a predicted model, not a curated record. Bases 166 to 1368 code for a protein of 400 amino acids. Gene Ontology annotation, cellular component: nuclear inner membrane. NCBI's taxonomy places the organism in Eukaryota, Metazoa, Chordata, Mammalia, Perissodactyla, Equidae.